Messenger RNA from Blepharisma stoltei, 840 nucleotides. The record is from the annotation of a GenBank genome assembly. Lineage: Eukaryota; Ciliophora; Heterotrichea; Heterotrichida; Blepharismidae.
AUGGAAAAUUUCAAGAAUUAUGAUGAAAGUCUGCCUUACUCGCUAAAAACGGUGUUUUUAGCUGGUAACUUGCCACAAAUAAGCCCUAAUAAGCCUAAAACCCAGAAAGAAAUAAGAAGAAAUAACCCUUACUAUAUAAGUUUUGAUAAUUCUCAGGCUAAAAGAAUUAAGGAUUAUAGUGUUUAUCAGUGAAACGAUGGGAUUUUUGAGCUAAAAGACCAAGAAUCGUCUUUUACAGAAAAAAUCAAUUACAGUGGCUGCAUUCCGAAGAUUUCUCCGAUAGAGCAGAGAAUAGCGUUUCAGCAAGCACGACUGUUGAAAGUGCCAUCAAAAGACAAUAACAAUGACAGUCUCCAGCACUUCAAAAAACUCAUUGAAAAAUCUUUAAACAAGUCAAGAAAACCUGCAAAAAUAACUGAAAAUACACAAUGUACCCCAGACAUUGAAAAAAUUGAUAUCAGUAAAUUUUUAGAUAUGAAUAAGCCCAAACCCAAGUCCAAAAAGCUGCAUUUAUUAAAAAAUGAAAAGAAUAGUGCUAUAAGUCCUUAUAAACGAUUUUUAAAUAGAAUCCCAACUUUAAAUAACCCAUAUAAACGGGCAUGUAAAUCUCGAUCGGGAUCACUUAUGAAUGAAAGUUUAACUGUAAGGCAAAUAAAUUCUCAUAGAGAAAAUUCCUUCAGGGAUCAAACUAAGGAACAAAUCUUGAACGGAAUUAGAGACAGUCUCCUAUAUCUUCCAUAUACUCAUAAAAGAACAGCUAAGCAUAGAAAGUCCAAAGAUAGUGUCUAUACAGAAUCUUCUGGUGAAGAACUACUGUUGGAUAGCAAAUUAAACUCAUAG